AUGGCGCACAAUCUUCCAUCCACAAUUGACAUGUCCCCUGUCGCUUCCGACCAAGUCACACCGGUUGGUUUGGUUCCCUCCAUCACGUCCGAUGGGACCCUCUCCAAUGCUGAAAUCCCACCAACAGUCUCUAUUAAUCAAGAACAAGAAGCAGUAGUCAUAGCACCAGUGCCAUCUCCUCGUCGUAGCACCCGUGAUCGCCAAAACUCCAUUAAACUUGCCAAUUUUGACACGUCUCUCCCUCAGUCACUUGUCGUCACAGAGUCUACUACUCCGGUUACUUCUUCUGAGGUAUACCCUGUAGCCAAUUGA
Messenger RNA from Linum trigynum, 312 nucleotides. Lineage: Eukaryota; Viridiplantae; Streptophyta; Magnoliopsida; Malpighiales; Linaceae. The record is from the annotation of a GenBank genome assembly.